AUGCCUGGCGGGCCUGGCCUCACUGCCGCUGAUCACAUACUCUGGGCCCAGAGGAUUCAGAAGGAGGAGAUCAAUGCGAAAUCUCGUCCGGAUGGCUUUUCUGUCCGAGCGGCAGUCAGCGUGCCAGGGGUACCUACCAAGUUCAAGCCCGGCCACAUGGAUCCACGGGAGGCUUCAGGCUCUGGCUUCAACCCUGCUGCUGUAGGUUGGGACCCAGGUGGCACUAUGACUGCAGAGUUCCGCCGGUGCAUGAACCAACAAAGCGCCGGGCCACGGGAGCGACAUUUGUUUCCGGAGACCUGCCAACAAGAGAUUGGAUGGAUGCAGGGCCAGUGCGGCAAGCCUGCACAAAGAAGUGCACCGGCAGGGAGCAAGCCAACGCGCUUGGGGGUGGGCUGGUUGAUGAAGGACGGCCAUGGUGGCCCAAUCAACAAGCUUGCAGCAGAGCGGGCCAAGGAUGUCCUAACAGACCAGGGCUCAGAAUCGCAGCCUUCGCGAAUGCGGAAGUCCAAAGAUGGCAAUGUGAGAGAAGAACUUGGAGUGCCGCCGUAUGCUACCAGCAUCCCUUGUGCUGUGUGGGAGGACACUCCUCCUCCUCCUCCUCCCCGUCCCGUUCAUCCCAGAUCUCGAGGGACGCGAAGUCAGUCUCGGAUCUCGGCGACCCGCAAGCGACUGCAGCGAACUGGCUCCAUGCCAACGUUGCCAGAUCCGUGCAGGCAAUUUGCAGCCCAAGAGCAUGCCUUGGGGCAGGCCAUGGACCGAAGUCGCCACUUCCUCAACUGUCCGUCCAACAGGUGGUAUAAGCCACUCAGCAACUCCGAUGUCGCCAAGUUCGCCGACGCGUACACGAAGGCAUUUGGAGUCGGCCUGUAUGCCAAAGGGAUAAAGAGGCAGGCAAAGGCUGUUGCCGAGCUGGAGACGCCUUUUGAACGCAACCUGCGAGAGGCCACAUCAAACAAAAGAUGGGGGUGCCCCAACAGCGUACUGCAUGAGCUAGCAAUCGAUGCCCAGACAUACAAGUUUCGACAGAAAAUCAUGGCCCGCUCUUUUGAGAAUUUGAAUGGGAACCAAGACAAGUGGCGUCGAAUUUUAAAAACUUUGAUCCUGUUAGAGUAUUUGGUCAAGAACGGCAGCGAAAGCAUCGCCGAUGAAUUGCGCGGAGAGCAGUUGACCUUCCGCCGACUCGCCAACUUCCAGUGCAAGGAUGAAGGCCAAGAUCGAGGUAGCGGCGUGCGAGAGAAGGCUGAAGCACUCGUCAAGCUUCUGAAUGACAAGGACUUUCUGAAGCUCGAGCGCGAGCAGGCGAAGCUGCACCACACCAAAUUGACGGGCGGUGGACCGACUGCUAUUGUCGGCGGGCGCGGCAGCCAAUCGACGACUGCAACUUCAUCUGUCAGUUCAGUCCUGGGUGAUGCCCUGAACGAGCUCAGACCAGGAAAUGAUUCCCGCACAUUGUCUUCUUCCCAAGCUGCGGAGCUGGAACGGCGCUUCAACAGGCUAAAAGAAGAGCAGCUCGCUGAAAGAGUUGCACGAGAGCGCAACUUCAAGACUGAGGGGCGUGCUCCACCCCAAGAUGCAGCCGAGCGCGUGGAGGGCGGCGACGGGCGGCCACGAGAAGAUCGUUAUGGUCUGUUCGACCCCAGCUUCGCCCCACAGGAUUGUGACUCCGAUUCUGACGCAAGUCCGUCAAGACCCACAAGUGCAAAGGCCCAAACAGGCGUAGACUUGUUGGACAUGGAUGCGGAUGAUGCGAGGCAACUGAGCGAGGGGCCUCCACGAUCCGCCCCUGCACAGAAUGACUUCGAUUCUGGGGCCCAAGAGGCUCGAGAUGUCGAGGACUGGACAAAUUUCUGCACACCGUUUGCUGGGCAGACAUAUUUUUCUGAACAAGCUCCGGCUGCAGAACACAGAGUGGACGUGGCCAGUCUGAUGGAUCUCACUAGUUCCACGUCAACACCUUCUACAUCACCGUUGGAUCCAAGUUUUCAUGCACAAAGAGGUGCCGAACAAGAUCCUUUUGAAGGCAUGGAGUUCAAGUCAGCUGUAGCCAGCUUUGGACAAAGUGACAAGGACGCUACACCAGGCCAACGUCCAGCGAUGGGGUACGCAAAUGGAGACUCCAGCGUGCCCAUAUUCAAAGGUGAGCCUGCAGGACAAGCACCUCUGUCCGGGACGUUUCUGGAUGGCAUGGGAGUUGCUGUCGACAUGUUGAGUUUCGACGAGGACAUGCCCGGCAAGAAUGUGAAAGAGCAGAAGCCUUUAGAUCCCUUGGCAAGCCUGGAUGUGUUGCAAGGCGGCCAACAACCACGCUGA
Symbiodinium sp. CCMP2592 is the source of this 2313-nucleotide messenger RNA. The record is from the annotation of a GenBank genome assembly. Lineage: Eukaryota; Dinophyceae; Suessiales; Symbiodiniaceae.